Messenger RNA from Mus pahari (shrew mouse), 831 nucleotides. RefSeq lists its product as uncharacterized. The record is from RefSeq and is a predicted model, not a curated record. The coding region runs from base 398 to 727 and encodes 109 amino acids. NCBI's taxonomy places the organism in Eukaryota, Metazoa, Chordata, Mammalia, Rodentia, Muridae. The transcript has a single exon.
CCAGCUGCGGUCGGUCGAGAAAGCCUCGGUCAAGUCCGCACCCGACAGGCUCGGGGCUACAAGGCAUGUGGGGCUUUACCUGGGUCGACCUCCAGGAAAAUCGAGAUCAGGGCGGAGACGUGCUGAGAGGUAGGGACAGACUGGAGCCUUAGGAGGUGGGACUUGGGCGGAGGCACUCCUCUGGGCGCUCGCGGUGCGUAGUGGGUGCUCUGUCCCGCUCCUCUUGGCUGAACACGUACGAGGGCAGUCAUCCUGGGGAAACUGAGGCCGCCAAAGUCACAGGGUUCAUCCGAACAUCCAGCCCCCAACCUGGCGCGGCAUCCAGGCACCUGCUCCAACUGGGGACAACCGGCGGCCUGGGCCGCCACCCUCCCCCCCAAGGGGAGCGGUGAUAAAGAUGCGGAACUCGUCGCGCGAAAGCAGAGAGGGGAGGGAAGAGGCGUUGAGAGUCUCGCGCGAUGUGAGCUGGAUCCGCGUGGGUCCCGCCAACCCAGCCGCUGUUGAAGACGCCCAGGACCCGGAGUCCGGUGGGCACAGCAUUCGGGUGACCUCGGAGCCUCAGGAGAUCCGCAGCUCGCCUGCUCCAACGCCCCUUCCCCAACAUCCCUUCCUUGGGACCUCGGCCCCUCCUGCAUCCUACUGUUCUAUGAUACCUCCCAGAGCUUCAAGGAGGCGCUGUGUGCGCGCUGCUGGAGGCCGCGCCUCCUGCCUCCAACUUAAGGUCUGAGCUGGAACUAGCAUUUGGCAAGAGCUCUUGAAUACGUGUGAGGGACGGGCAAGGUGACAUACCCUUGAAGCCUCAAUCACAGGAGGGAAAUAAAGGCUUUUUUU